AUGACGGUCUUACGCGCCGUCUCUGUGCUCAGGACCUCCUUAACUAGCCAUAACGUACCCAGAUGCCUUGCUCGUAAUUUCUCAACGCCUUCAGAAGGGGUAGGUAGUCCAAAACCUCGCUUCGAAACAUACGAAACUGAUGAAAUCAUCGUUGAACAGUUGAGGAAAACUGGGCUCUACGACUUUCAUGUCGAGAAUGGGGCCAAGAUGGUCCCGUUCGCUGGGUACUCUAUGCCGUUAGCGUAUGGGGAUGUCGGCUAAGUUGCCAGUCAUAACCACGUCCGGAGCAGUGCGGGACUCUUUGAUGUUGGGCAUAUGGUCCAAUCCAAUUUCCGGGGACAAACGGCAACUGAAUUCCUGGAAUGGCUAACCCCGUCCUCGCUCACCGCCUUAAGCCCCUACACCUCAACCCUCUCCGUGCUGCUGAACGAAAAUGGCGGGAUCAUAGACGACACUAUCAUCACAAAACAUGCUGCAGACGCUUUUUACGUCGUGACGAAUGCUGGGAGGCGGGACGUGGAUCUACCUUGGUUUACGAAGAAGUUGGAGGAGUGGAACGCGAGUGAGAAAGCGAAAGAGGGGAAGGUGGAGAUGGAGGUUCUGGAGAACUGGGGUUUAUUGGCUUUGCAAGGUCCAGCAGCUGCUACGUAUCUGCAAGCCUUGACGUCCUUCGAUCUCCGACUGCUCACUUUCGGAAAGUCGGCUUUCGUCCCCAUUGAGGGCUUUAACCUCCACGUCGCUCGUAGUGGGUACACAGGAGAGGAUGGAUUUGAGAUCUCCAUCCCGCCAUCCCAAACGGUUGAAGUCGCAAAACUUCUCUCAAAAACUCCGGUACAGCUGACCGGACUUGGAGCGCGCGAUAGUCUUCGUCUUGAGGCUGGGAUGUGUCUUUAUGGCCACGACCUCGACGAGACUACCUCCCCCAUCGAAGCUGGAUUAAGCUGGGUCAUUGGCAAGGACAGAAAGGAGACAGGUGACUUCAUCGGCGCAGAAGGUGUAAGGCAACACCUCAAAGAUGGGCCCCCACGAAGACGUGUCGGCUUGGUUGUAGAGGGUGCUCCCGCUCGAGAGGGCGCCAAAAUCUUCACUCCUUCCGGUGAGGAACUCGGCAUCGUCACUUCCGGUAUACCAUCUCCCUCGCUGCAGAAGAACAUCGCCAUGGGAUACGUCAAGUCCGGCUCUCACAAGAAGGGCACGGAAGUCGAGGUUGAAGUUCGGAAUAAGAGAAGAAAGGCUGUCGUCACCCCAAUGCCGUUUAUCAAGCCCAAUUAUUGGAGGGGUUGA
Molecule: messenger RNA, 1284 nt
Organism: Laccaria bicolor S238N-H82
Lineage: Eukaryota; Fungi; Basidiomycota; Agaricomycetes; Agaricales; Hydnangiaceae
Source: the annotation of a RefSeq genome assembly